AUGCCCGAGGGAUUGCGACGUGAACUGGACAACCUCCCUUCCGCGUCACUGCUGCGCGUGGAGCCGCCAAAGUCGCUGCCUUCAACACCGAUGCUCGCAUCUCCGAAUGACAAGUGCAGGACACACACCGUGCUUGCACCCCGGUCUGUUGUCUCGGACGUAUUUCUGGGAACCAAAUGUCCGAUUGUGGACCUAUCUGAGCAUGACCAGCAGCAUUUGCGCCAAUUCUUCAACCCGACUUCGCAGCGACCUGUUGUCUUAAAGGGCUUUGGGCGACGCUUGCUUGAUCCGUCCAACCCAUGGACGCUGAACAGCCUUGAGAGACUGUGUGGACAGCAGCUGGUGGAGGGUGUUCGAGUGGCCAGGCCAGGUUCUACGACUUUUGACUAUGCAGAUGAAGGUAAGAACUUGUGCUUCUCAGACUCUUCCGCGAGGGGUCAGCUUGAACCUAUGCUGUUUGCCGACUUCGUCGCGCGAUUGCGGUCGUCCAGCCGAAGUCCCUACUACUUGUGGGCCGUUCUACUGGCCGCAAAGGCUGACCAGGACGAUCUGGUCCGAAGCCCACUGGCAGAGCUUUUGUGGCAAGAGGGCCUGGGAACAUUCAGAUGGGAUGAGCUGGAGCCGUUGCGUGAACUAGGUGAUUUGGGCCACGUGAAGAACAUGCAGCUGUUUUGCAGCGGUGCAGCAGCUGUAACGGCAUGUCACUACGAUCAGAGCCAGAAUCUCUUCCUUCAGCUGGAUGGUAUGAAACGCUUCGUGCUGUUCCCGCCAAUGGUCGGGGCAUCGUCCUUCCUACCCUUUCCCAUUUCGCAUCCCAGGGAUCGCUGUGCACGUGCCCGACUUGAUCAGGGCGCGCCUUCUCAGGACGGUCCUUUUGCCUCCUCUUGUCACUAUCCUUGUACAGCUCUGGCCCACGGACAAGGAAUUGAAGCUGUUUUGGAGCCAGGCGAUUGCCUCUUCCUGCCUCAGAUGUGGUGGCAUCACGUGGAAUCGCUGGCUAAGGAAAACGUUUCGCUCAGUAUCUGGUUUCAGGGUGGUGCCCUGGAGCAACGUCCGCUACCCGCACGACUGCUGCGACCUUUACCUGGCGCUUUAGCUUUGGAGCUGGUUCGGGAAUGGGAGUUUUACUUGGCGACUGAAAUUGGGUAUGGCGCUGAGCUAGUAUUAUUUACGGCCUGGUUGUCAUGUAGCUCAGGUGCGGCUGCGCGGGAAUCUGGCCUGGAACCACCCCCAAGACUUGCGGCUCGUUGGCUUCGGUGCGGUACCUUGAUCCUCCAGCAUGCUGUGCGACUACUGCCGACGGCCUUGCUGCACUUCUUCAUAGGUGCUUUCAACAGCCUUCGGUUUCAGGGUUUGGAAGGGCAGAGUGGAGCAGUGGGUAUUCCAGGGUAG
Molecule: messenger RNA, 1392 nt
Organism: Symbiodinium sp. CCMP2456
Lineage: Eukaryota; Dinophyceae; Suessiales; Symbiodiniaceae
Source: the annotation of a GenBank genome assembly